AGGUCCAGGAAGUGCGGCCCCACAAAGGUCAGGUGAUGGUGGCGAGGCGCAUGCGUGGACUGCUACAUUCUGAAACGUACCCGUCAGAAGUUUCCGAGAGUCAUCGUUUCUGUAACAGAGUCCAGGAUGCAUACACUCUCCGAUGCUGCCCGCAGGUUCACGGCAUUGUCAACGACACUCUGACCUUUGUGAGGAGUGUUCUCGCCACAGAGCUCAACAGUGCCACGGACAACCCUAUGGUAUUUGCCGACAUGAAUGAAAUCUUCUCAGCGGGAAAUUUUCACGGCGAAUACCCGGCUAAGCUUCAGCUUAGAAAUGGUCUGGAAAUCGCUUAA
This is a messenger RNA of Aplysia californica (California sea hare), 335 nucleotides long. RefSeq names its product histidine ammonia-lyase. Gene Ontology annotation, molecular function: histidine ammonia-lyase activity. The record is from RefSeq and is a predicted model, not a curated record. Gene Ontology annotation, biological process: L-histidine catabolic process. Lineage: Eukaryota; Metazoa; Mollusca; Gastropoda; Aplysiida; Aplysiidae.